Molecule: messenger RNA, 1002 nt
Organism: Phaeoacremonium minimum UCRPA7
Lineage: Eukaryota; Fungi; Ascomycota; Sordariomycetes; Togniniales; Togniniaceae
Exons: 1
Coding region: 1-1002 (333 amino acids)
Source: RefSeq, a predicted model, not a curated record
AUGUCCUCAAGAACCGUUAGGUUCGGCGGCGACUCACCCUCUUCGGGUGGGUCGCGGGGCAGCAGCGGGAGCAACCGCCACAGCGACUCAGGAGUUGGUUCGUUCAGCGAUCAAGCCAGCCGUGGAGGGGCAGCUCAUCCUGAUCGCGUGUUCACAGCUAAAGACCUCGAGACCCAGCGCAACGACAUCCGCGCGCUGCAGGACGCCCUCGACGACGCCCGCAAGAAUGCGUCGCACUACAAGAAGAAGGCCGAGCGCAUCGACGCCGAGCUCACCCAGACACGCAAGGACCUGCGCGAGAAGGAGGCGCAAUGGCGCGGCCUCUUUGAGCGCAGUGAGCAGCUCGAGGACGAGAACAAGAAGCUCGUCCUCGAGAAGCGCGAGUUGAUGAAGGGCAUGCAGAACAUGUCGCACGACAACGAAGACCUCAAGAGGAAGCUCGGAGACGCCAUUCAGGCUCUCAAGGAACAGUACGCCAACCAGCAGCCGCCCAUGACCAAUACCAUGCCCCCUCCGCCGCCCCCUGAGCCCAAGAUUCACCGGAGCUCCAGCAAGAGGGAGAAGGUCGAUCCAGAGAAGAAGCGCCUGUCGAAGCGCUUUGAGCGCGGCGAGGAAGGGGGCAGCGAUAGCAGCGGUGGUUCUCAACCGCCGAUCACAGCAAGGCCGCCUCGUCGCCGGCGCGACAGCUAUGUCGAGCCCUGGGGCCCGCCAGCGCCAGCACCGGCGCCGCCGCCGCCGCAGCAGAGACCGAUCCCCGUACAUGUGCCGCCGUCGCCGGGCCGCAGUCGCCAAUUCGACGGCUACAUCGCCACCACUCAGCAGAACCCGCCCGUCACCAGCCACCAUCACGCACCGACAUACUCCAAUGUGCCGCGCAGCGCGGGCGUCCCCCCGAUGCAGCGGCCAUCAGUCUCUGUUCCCGAUGCGUCUGCAGACUACUAUGAUUACGAGGACGGCAAUUACCAUCCUUAUCCGCUUCCUGAAAGACCGCGGAGGACGUGA